AUGGACACUCAGUCCUUGAAGGGCCUCUCUCAAGUCCUAAUGGGUUAUCUCAGUAAUGAUCAGCAGCAGAGUACAAGGAAAGAGACAAUUUCUUCUGAAACAACCCAAUAGGAAAGUCAGACAUCUCCACUAAAGCAAAUUGGAUGGCCAGUGUUCUAUUGUCCCAUCUCACAAAUCCACAGUGCUUGAGAAAUUUCAGGGAGCCAUGAAGAAUGUAGAAAGGAAAGUUUCUGGUGCAGAGCUCUUCCUUUGUCUCUUGGCAGCAUGCCUGUCACCCAGGGGUUAGUCUCGAAGGGUAAAUGUAAAAAAUUCAUGAAGGUCCUAAGUUAUGAAAUUGAGGCUCCGCAAUUUCUACUGAAAUUUAUCGGAUUUCAAUACUGUAGGCAUUGCCAUCAUACUUGCAAAGAAUGUGAAGUAAAAUUGGGAUCUAAUGAGAAAGAGGGUUCAAAUCCUUCAGCUUCUUAGUCUCAGAUAGGCAAUCUCAAAAUUUAAAAUGAAUCCUCAUUUUAUUUACCCUGUUGAUGGCAUUUUUGUUUGGAACCUUUGAACAAUAUAGUGAAAAUGAUGCAUCUGAGCAUUA
Molecule: messenger RNA, 580 nt
Organism: Pezoporus flaviventris
Lineage: Eukaryota; Metazoa; Chordata; Aves; Psittaciformes; Psittacidae
Product: OCIA domain-containing protein 2-like
Exons: 5
Cellular component (GO): mitochondrial inner membrane
Source: RefSeq, a predicted model, not a curated record